Molecule: messenger RNA, 201 nt
Organism: Cooperia oncophora
Lineage: Eukaryota; Metazoa; Nematoda; Chromadorea; Rhabditida; Trichostrongylidae
Source: the annotation of a GenBank genome assembly
AUGUUCAUCGGUUUCGAUUACUCGAAAAUUGAUCAGAAAUCCCGUAUGGAAAACCAUCAAGAGGAGAAAUAUAAAUCAACAGAGUUAGCCAUUCUACUAGGAAUGCAGUAUGAUGAUUGGAGUGGCUUGCCAAUCAAAAGUUUGUUAACAUCCUCUGCAUUAAAGAGAUACGAGGUAAGAAAGAGUGUAGUAUGUAUCUAA